UCGGUUCCCCAAGUUGCGAGGGCGUCUUGGUCGCGCCGCCUCCGCUUUCCACCUCCGUCGCGUACGUGACAGUGCAACCUGCACACUGCACAUCAGCGCAGCGUUAACGAACUAUCACAGUGCAAUUUAUUUGUAAAGGUGAAGAAGUGUCAAUAAAUAUAUUACUUAUAACUUUAAUUAGUGUGAUCUACUGUGGAUUGUAUUGUACACGCAUCAUGAUAAGUUGCGCGUGUCUAUAAAACCAAACCGGGUUGGAUCCAGGCGUGAAUUAUUGAUUCGCGCAGCUGUCCAAAUCAAUCUCGGCGAAAUGACAGAAGAGGAUUCAGGACCCAGCGGUGAAAGUUGCAGUAAACAGCCGGAUCCGCCUGGGGAUUCACUUAGUUCACAAAGAGUUUUCAAGAAGUCCUCGCCGAACAACAAACUCACGCUGUACCUGAGCACUCGCGAUUUGAUUGUCUCGGCUGGGAAAAUCGAUCGGCUUCAGGGCGUGCUCCUGGUGGACCCCGAAUUCGUCGAGGACCGCAAAGUGUACGGACAGAUCACUCUGACGUUCAGAUAUGGUCGUGAGGAUGAAGAGGUAAUGGGUCUGAAAUUCUGCAACGAAGCCGUCAUGUGUUUGGCACAACUGUAUCCAAUAACAAUGCCCAGUAUGAUAGAUGAAAUCACACCAUUGCAGGAAGCGCUAAUGAAGCGCCUCGGCCCGAAUGCGUAUCCCUUUUGCAUGGAGAUCACUCCGCUGGCACCUCCAAGCGUCCAACUGGUGCCAGCGAAGGAGUACAAUGGGGCGCCUAUUGGUACCAGCUACGAUAUACGUGCAUAUGUCGCAGAUAAAGCUGAUGAAAAACUGCAUCGUCGCACGACUGUCCGCAUGGGCAUCCGCGUGGUGCAGAAAGCAUUCGCACCACCAUCCCCAUACGGAUACAACCCAGGCACAACCAACGACACAGCUGCUGGACAAAAAGACCGCAGCAGUAAACAUAAGAUCGCGCUCUUCGGCUGCAAGAGUGCACCACUAGACACUAAGGGAUAUUCCGCACCGCACGCAGUCGUCGAAAAGUAUUUCUUACUGAGCGAUGGUCGUGUGGAGUUGGAAGCUUCGCUAGACAAAGCUGUUUACCAUCAUGGGGAGGAGAUCCAAGUGACUGUGCAUGUGCACAAUAAUAGCAACAAGACUAUCAGACGAAUCAAGGUCUUCGUAGUACAACACGUGGAUGUAUGCAUGUUCUCCAAUGGAAAAUUCAAAAACGUGGUCGCUAUGAUCAACGCCAAAGAGGACUGCCCUGUGCCUUUGGGCAAACACGUCACCAGGUCCUACAACUUGCUGCCUAUUAAAUCCUCCACUAAAAACUGGAUCGCCCUUGAGGAUUCCUACACCAAGACUGGGAUAAGUCUAGCGUCAACUGUGACUUCAUGUGGCAACCACCCAGAUGAACGCAACGUCUUCGCCAUUUACGUCUCUUACUAUGUCAAGGUUAAACUGAUCAUGAGUGUGAUGGGUGGCAAUGUCUCUUUGAAACUUCCCUUCAGCCUCAUGCAUACUUGUAAUGACUACGAUCCAUGCGGUACGCUAACCCGCAGCAUUGAACCUCCUCAUCUAUCAGCUAAUGAAACAAAAACUGCAUCCGGAAUUGAAAGUAAUACAGAAAUGGAUCCCAAGGUGUGUGACGAGGUGAAACCGGAAAAAGACGGGACGUGAGAUCAGGUCGUGGUUGAGAUCAACAAAGUAGACGUUGAUUGUGGUGCGGCCCCUGUAAAUCAGAAUGACGGUGUUGUCUCACGCCAGCCUAGAAAACAAUCGAUCACUGUCGAUAGUCAUCAAUCGAAAGUAAACUAUGAUGAAAUCGUCACGGUAAAACGCGCUGAUGAAUCCGAAAGUGCGGAUACUUCACCUAUGGUCGACCCGCGUCCUGCACCACAAUUCAAGGGUGAUAAAGACGUCAAACAAAGCAAAGCACAUAAGGGUAAAGAACGAGGUUUCAGCAUACCGCGAUCUUGGUGUUGCCUACGCAGUCGGCGCACAUCCUAACGACCUAAUCGAAAAAUCAAACUCUAAUUUGUAAAUAAACGAGAAAUGUACAGGGUCGUCGAGUAUUACUGAGUUUCUAAUCACAAUCGAAUGUUAUAAUCAAGUCUAAUCAAUGUGAAUGAAUAAAAGGAAAAAUAUCAAUUAUACUGUUAGCGAAUCCAGCAGUCAAUUCAACGCCUGUGCACCUAGGCAACCCAUAUUACAGCAAACAAUUGAUGGAUCUCACUAUUAGUCUCUCAACCUAAAAGAACAAAAAUAUGUGUAUACUCACUAAAAUGUCUAAAAUUAGCACACGUGUAGAACGCAACCCGUAUUUUCUAUAACAAAUUAUAUAAAAACUAACGUAACCGCAAAUCUGUACCUCUCACUUGGACCAACCUAAAAAAUAAUAACGAAACAAGCUCGUAAUGAAAUCAUUCCUAACCCCAAAUCCCCAAAAAUACUACUUGAAAUUGAAUUAUAUUGAAUGUUGUGAACGGAAAAUGUAUAUAAUUGUAAUUCGCGCACCUCGCACGAAAUUAGCCAAAAUCUGCACCACACAUCGAUGUGUAACCAGUUAUGAAUCGUCACAGUGCGAAGAAUGUGCCGCCAUUUUAAUUCAAUAGUAACUGAUGCAGCAUGGCAGCGGAUUUUCCCAGCACUAAGGCGUUCGACUUAUAUUUGUAAUAUUUUUAUAUUAAAACUGUCUGAAAGUUUAUUUAUGUGGUCAUAUGAACGCAUUCCUUGUACAGAGACUCGUAUUUUCGUGUUUUAUACAAAAAUAUAUUAUAAUCAACAAAGAUAUACCUUA
Dalotia coriaria is the source of this 2816-nucleotide messenger RNA. Its product is annotated as phosrestin-2-like. The transcript is spliced from 9 exons. Gene Ontology annotation, cellular component: cytoplasm. NCBI's taxonomy places the organism in Eukaryota, Metazoa, Arthropoda, Insecta, Coleoptera, Staphylinidae. Bases 308 to 1696 code for a protein of 462 amino acids. The record is from RefSeq and is a predicted model, not a curated record. Gene Ontology annotation, biological process: G protein-coupled receptor internalization; signal transduction. Gene Ontology annotation, molecular function: G protein-coupled receptor binding.